AUGGAAAUGGAAGAACUACAUGCAGCAGCCUUAGACUACUAUUCCAAUGGUUCUCCGGAACUUCAGCGUCUGGCAUGGUCUUUCUUCCAAUCCAUGGACACAAACAACGAUGGCCGAAUCAGCUCCUCAGAGUUUUAUGAAUUUUUGCAGCAAAGCGGUUACAGCUGGAUCAUCAACGACCCCAGUUUCUUCACGAAACUAGAUCGAAACCGCGACAGAGCUGACCAUCAUCAGGGCACCUAUGAUCUCUGUGCUGCCUGCUACCGCAUCAGGAAUUUUUAUCACUACCAUACGUAUUUCUUGGAUAACCAUGUCUUGCUGCGAUCCAAACGAGGCCUUCCUCCUUGUGCUAGCCCCGAUCUCAGUAAGAAUAAAUGGUUUCAAGCAUAUCGUCUAUUUGAGAUUGCUGUUGCUGCUGCAAGUGCUGCUGCCAAUUGUACAAUUAUGUAA
Molecule: messenger RNA, 450 nt
Organism: Prunus armeniaca (apricot)
Lineage: Eukaryota; Viridiplantae; Streptophyta; Magnoliopsida; Rosales; Rosaceae
Source: the annotation of a GenBank genome assembly